Molecule: messenger RNA, 786 nt
Organism: Neurospora crassa OR74A
Lineage: Eukaryota; Fungi; Ascomycota; Sordariomycetes; Sordariales; Sordariaceae
Source: the annotation of a RefSeq genome assembly
AUGAGUACUUUAAGCUUUAAUAAUAUAUCGACAGAAGUCCUUAGCCCAUUAAAUCAAUUUGAAAUAAGAGAUUUAUUAAGUAUAGAUGCUUUAGGAAAUUUACACAUUUCUAUAACUAAUAUUGGUUUUUAUUUAACAAUAGGAGCUUUCUUUUUCUUGGUUAUAAAUCUUUUAAGUAUAAAUUAUAAUAGAUUAGUUAGCAAUAGUUGAUCUAUAAGUCAAGAAUCUUUAUAUGCUACUAUUCAUAGUAUAGUAACAAGUCAAAUAAAUCCUAGAAAUGGUCAAAUAUACUUUCCAUUUAUUUAUACUUUAUUUAUUUUUAUUUUAAUAAACAAUCUUAUAGGAAUGGUUCCUUAUAGUUUCGCAAGUACAAGCCAUUUUGUAGUGACAUUUGCUCUUAGUUUCACUAUAGUUUUAGGAGCAACUAUUUUAGGUUUCCAAAAACAUGGAUUAGAAUUUUUCUCUCUAUUAGUUCCAGCAGGUUGUCCUUUAGCCCUUCUUCCUCUGUUAGUUUUAAUUGAAUUCAUUUCUUAUUUAGCAAGAAAUAUAUCUUUAGGAUUAAGAUUAGCAGCUAACAUCUUAUCAGGUCAUAUGUUGUUACAUAUUUUAGCAGGAUUUACUUACAAUAUAAUGACAAGCGGUAUUAUCUUCUUCUUUUUAGGUUUAAUACCUUUAGCUUUUAUUAUAGCUUUCUCAGGAUUAGAGUUAGGAAUUGCCUUCAUCCAAGCUCAAGUUUUUGUAGUUUUAACUAGCGGAUACAUUAAAGACGCAUUGGAUCUACAUUAG